AUGCAACUUGUCAGUUUCAUGUACACAGCCAUCUUAGGCUAUGUAACCGUUUCCUCAGCCUAUCCCACCUUGGAUUCUCUGAGCCUUACACAGCAGCUCUUUCUGGCUGACACAGCGGUAGAUCGUUUCAGCCUUCUUCCAAAUGACACUCAGUUUGUUUUCGACUUUAACAAGUACCUUAACGAUGCUGGUGAAGCUGGAGCAAUAGUUGCUGCCAAUCGCCAAGUCUUCCCUGCGCUUGUAGGUACUGGUUCUGGCAUGGCUGUUGGUCGCAUUGGUGCCUGUGGAAUGAAUACUUUACAUGUCCAUCCGCGAUCUACAGAGCUUCAGCUUGUGGUCGAAGGACGACUUAUUACAGAGAUGAACCCGGAAAAUGGUGUCUUGGAUCACAAAGGUAAUCGGAGAGUUAUUAGGAAUAUAGUCGAGCCUUUUCAGAUGACCCCAUUUUAUCAGGGCUCCAUGCACACCCAGUUCAACCCCGACUGCAAUAAUGUAACGUUCAUUGCCUCUUUCGCCAGCGAAGAUUUUGGUACUGAACAAGUAGCGGAUGGAAUAUUUUCUUUCUCUAACGAAGUACUGGCAGCGACAUUCGGCCAAACUAUCGCAGGUGAGAGUCUCGACUUGGUUCGCAAUAGCAUACCUCCUAGCAUUGCUCUUGGAGUCGAGACCUGCCUUCAGCAGUGCGGUAUGCAGAAAAGAACUAAUUAUUAA
Molecule: messenger RNA, 711 nt
Organism: Pochonia chlamydosporia 170
Lineage: Eukaryota; Fungi; Ascomycota; Sordariomycetes; Hypocreales; Clavicipitaceae
Product: spherulin-1b protein
Exons: 3
Coding region: 1-711 (236 amino acids)
Cellular component (GO): cell wall
Molecular function (GO): manganese ion binding
Source: RefSeq, a predicted model, not a curated record